GGUGCAUGAGUCUCUCCAUGAGAGAUCCGGUCAUUCCUGGGACGAGCAUGGCCUACCAUCCCUUCCUACCUCACCGGGCGCCGGACUUCGCCAUGAGCGCCGUGCUGGGCCACCAGCCGCCCUUCUUCCCGGCCCUCACGCUGCCUCCCAACGGCGCCGCGGCUCUCUCCCUGCCGGGCGCCCUGGCCAAGCCCAUCAUGGACCAGCUGGUGGGGGCCGCGGACAGCGGGAUCCCCUUCUCUUCUCUGGGGCCACAGGCUCAUCUGCGGCCUCUCAAGACCAUGGAACCCGAGGAAGAAGUGGAGGACGACCCCAAAGUGCAUCUCGAGGCCAAAGAACUCUGGGAUCAGUUUCACAAAAGGGGCACAGAGAUGGUCAUUACCAAGUCUGGGAGGCGAAUGUUCCCUCCAUUUAAAGUAAGAUGUUCUGGGCUGGAUAAAAAAGCCAAGUAUAUUUUGUUGAUGGACAUUAUAGCAGCGGAUGACUGCCGAUAUAAAUUCCACAAUUCUCGGUGGAUGGUGGCGGGUAAGGCCGACCCUGAAAUGCCAAAGAGAAUGUACAUCCACCCGGACAGCCCAGCCACCGGGGAGCAGUGGAUGUCAAAAGUUGUCACUUUCCACAAACUGAAACUCACCAACAAUAUUUCCGACAAACACGGAUUUACUUUGGCCUUCCCAAGUGAUCACGCAACGUGGCAGGGGAAUUAUAGUUUUGGUACUCAGACUAUCUUGAACUCCAUGCACAAGUACCAGCCUCGGUUCCACAUCGUGCGGGCCAAUGACAUCUUGAAACUCCCUUAUAGUACGUUUCGGACAUACUUGUUUCCCGAAACCGAAUUCAUCGCUGUGACGGCAUACCAGAAUGAUAAGAUCACGCAGUUGAAAAUUGACAACAACCCUUUUGCCAAAGGUUUCCGGGACACUGGCAAUGGCAGGAGAGAAAAAAGAAAGCAGCUCACCCUGCAGUCCAUGAGGGUGUUUGAAGACAGGCACAAGAAGGAGAAUGGUACCUCUGAUGAGUCCUCCAGCGAACAGGCGGCUUUCAGCUGCUUUGCCCCGUCCUCAUCCCCAGCCGUCUCCACCGUGGGCACCUCCAACCUCAAAGCAGAUCUGUGUCCCAGCGAAGGGGAGAGCGACACGGAGGCUGACAGCAAAGAGGAGGCGGGCCCCGAAGCCUGCGACACUGCCAAGAUCACCACCACCACGUCGGAGGAGCCGGGCCGCGACAAAGGCAGCCCCGCGGCGGCCAAGGUGCACCUGUUCGCGGCCGAGCCCAGCGGCCGGCCCCGGGACAGCGGCCGGCCGGACAAGGCGUCCCCGGACUCCCGCCACAGCCCGGCCACCAUCUCGUCCAGCACCCGCGGGCCGGCCCCCGAGGAGCACAGGAGCCCCGGGGCGCCCAAGGCGGAUGAGCCGCGCCCCCCGCCGGCCAAGGAGGCCUUUGCGCCGCUGUCAGUGCACACGGACCCCACAGCUGCAGCGCACCUGGCCCAGGGCCCCCUACCCGGCCUGGGCUUCACCCCUGGCCUGGCCGGGCAGCAGUUCUUCAACGGCCACCCACUCUUCCUGCACCCCAGCCAGUUUGCCAUGGGAGGAGCCUUCUCCAGCAUGGCUGCUGCUGGCAUGGGGCCCCUGCUGGCCACAGUGACUGGGGCGUCUACCGGUGUCUCGGGCCUGGACUCCACGGCCAUGGCCUCGGCAGCAGCCGCCCAGGGACUGUCGGGGCCAUCGGCGGCCACCCUGCCCUUCCACCUGCAGCAGCAUGUCUUGGCCUCCCAGGGCCUGGCCAUGUCACCUUUUGGAAGCCUGUUCCCGUACCCCUACACUUACAUGGCUGCCGCUGCGGCUGCCUCCUCGGCUGCGGCCUCCAGCUCGGUGCACCGCCACCCCUUCCUCAACCUGAGCUCCAUGCGCCCAAGGCUUCGCUACAGCCCCUACUCCAUCCCCAUGCCCCUGCCCGACGGCAGCAGCUUGCUCACCACCGCCCUGCCCUCCAUGGCCACGGGGCCCCUGGACGCCAAAGCCGCCACCCUGGCCACCAGCCCGGCCUCCGUGGCUCUGGACUCGGGCUCGGAACUCAACAGCCGCUCCUCCACGCUGUCCUCCAGCUCCCUGUCCUUGUCGCCCAAACUCUGCCCCGACAAGGAGGCGGCCAGCAGCGAACUACAGAGCAUCCAGCGGCUAGUCAGUGGCCUGGAGGCCAAGCCGGACACGGCCCGCAGUGGCUCCCCCUAGACCCUCCUGUGGAAGUUCCUUCAUUCCAGUCCGGUCUGCAAUGCACUUUGUCGUCUUCGUCGGAUGCCGGUGGAAGGGAGAGGAACCCUUCCCGGCUGGAAUCUGGCUUGGGAAUGGGGACCCUCUCCCCACCCUACCUGGGACUCCCUGGAGAGAAUGUGCUAGAAACAGGUCUUCUAGGCCUGGUGGAAGCCUCCAGGAUCUCCUUCAGAUCCUGGGGAGCUCAGAUGCAGAGUUGCACUGAGCAGGGGAGGGAGGGAGGGAGGGGGGAAGCCCAGGCACACGUGGAGUGCACCUUCCAGCUGUGACUGGA
This is a messenger RNA of Erinaceus europaeus (western European hedgehog), 2547 nucleotides long. RefSeq names its product T-box transcription factor 3 (gene TBX3). Gene Ontology annotation, molecular function: RNA polymerase II cis-regulatory region sequence-specific DNA binding; DNA-binding transcription factor activity, RNA polymerase II-specific. The record is from RefSeq and is a predicted model, not a curated record. The transcript is spliced from 8 exons. Lineage: Eukaryota; Metazoa; Chordata; Mammalia; Eulipotyphla; Erinaceidae. Gene Ontology annotation, cellular component: nucleus. Gene Ontology annotation, biological process: cell fate specification; positive regulation of cell population proliferation; cardiac chamber development. The coding region runs from base 6 to 2234 and encodes 742 amino acids.